AUGACUAAACACACUCCGGACUCUCUCCGCUCCCGCGUCUCUUCGCUCUCCCUCCGCCUCCAAGCAAUGGAGACCGCCGAAGCUCUCUCGCGCUCCCAGUCCCCGGCGCCCUCCAUGUCCGCUUCGAUCUCGAUGCCGUCCUCGUCUGCGCCGGUCACGGCCUCGAAGCCCUUCCUCCUCGCCGACAUGAACGGCCGCUCGCCCGCCCAGAACCCCGUUUGCGAGUCAUGCUGGAAUAGCCUCCGCUACAGUGAGGUCAAGCAGACCACCCGAGCUGCCCAUCCCUCCGCAUGCAAGCUCUGCGCCGUCGCCGCCGGCAAGCCCGAGGCUUAUACCCAGCCCUUUGUUGACUUCCUCUCCGAGAACCCUACAAUCUUCCACGCCGUCUCCUACUUCAAGGACAAGCUCGCCGCUGCCGGCUUCACUGAGCUUCCCGCGCGUGAGAGCUGGGCCGACAAGCUGCAGCCCGGCGGCAAGUACUGGACCACCCGCAACGGCUCUGCUCUCAUCGCCUUCACCGUCGGUAAGGCCUAUAAGCCCGGUAACGGCGUUGCCAUAGUCGCCGGCCACAUCGACGCCCUCACCGCCAAGCUCAAGCCCGUGAGCUCCAAGCCCACCCGCGCCGGCUACCUCCAGCUCGGCGUCGCCCCUUAUGCCGGCGCCCUCAACCAGACCUGGUGGGACCGCGACCUGUCCAUCGGCGGCCGCGUCGUCGUGCGCGACGAGUCCUCCCACAAGACCACCACGAAGCUCGUGCGCCUCGACUGGCCCAUUGCCCGCAUCCCGACCCUGGCGCCGCACUUUGGUGUCGGCAUGAUGGGCCAGAACAACCCCGAGACCCAAGCCGUGCCCAUCAUCGGCCUUGAGUCCACCGACUCCUCUUCGACCCCCGUCGAGCCCCUCGGCCCCAAGGGCGCCUUCGUCAACACCCAACCCCCGAAGCUCGUCAAGCUCAUCUCCAAGGAGCUCGGACUCGCUUCGCCGACCCAGAUUCUCAACUGGGAGCUCGAGCUGUACGACUCCCAGCCCGCGCAGACUGGUGGUCUUGACCGCGAGUUCAUCUUUGGCGGCCGCAUCGACGACAAGCUCUGCUCUUGGGCCGCCCUUACCGGCCUCCUCGCUGCGGAGUCUGACCCCUCUGACGGCGUCAUCAAGCUCGUCGCUCUGUUCGACGACGAGGAGAUCGGCUCCCUCCUCCGCCAGGGCGCUCGCGGCAACUUCCUGCCGCUGACGAUUGAGCGCGCCGUCGAGUCCCUCAGCGGCGCCGCCGAUGUUGCCUUCGGUACUGACGUGCUCUGCCGCACCUUUGCCUCGUCCUUCCUGCUCUCGGCCGACGUGACGCACGCCGGCAACCCCAACUUCCUGGGCUACUACCUCGACGAGCACGUGCCGCGCCUCAACGUGGGCAUCGCCAUCUGCGGCGACAGCAACGGUCACAUGACAACAGACGCCGUAUCGACGGCCAUCCUGCAGCGCGUCGGCGAGCUCAGCGGCGCACCGACCCAGACAUUCCAGAUCCGCAACGACACCCGCAGCGGCGGCACCGUGGGCCCCAUGCUCAGCGCCGCUAUGGGCGUCAGAGCUGCCGACGCCGGCCUGCCUCAGCUUAGCAUGCACUCGAUCCGCGCCACGACGGGCGCGCUGGACCCCGGCUUGGGUGUCAAGUUCUUCAAGGGCUUCCUGGACCACUGGGAGAAGGUUGACGGCGAGUGGCACUAA
Messenger RNA from Colletotrichum higginsianum IMI 349063, 1719 nucleotides. Its product is annotated as Aminopeptidase I zinc metalloprotease. The record is from RefSeq and is a predicted model, not a curated record. NCBI's taxonomy places the organism in Eukaryota, Fungi, Ascomycota, Sordariomycetes, Glomerellales, Glomerellaceae. Gene Ontology annotation, molecular function: metalloaminopeptidase activity; zinc ion binding. The coding region runs from base 1 to 1719 and encodes 572 amino acids. The transcript has a single exon. Gene Ontology annotation, biological process: proteolysis. Gene Ontology annotation, cellular component: fungal-type vacuole.